Molecule: messenger RNA, 5275 nt
Organism: Gamsiella multidivaricata
Lineage: Eukaryota; Fungi; Mortierellomycota; Mortierellomycetes; Mortierellales; Mortierellaceae
Exons: 5
Coding region: 102-5024 (1640 amino acids)
Biological process (GO): phosphorelay signal transduction system
Source: RefSeq, a predicted model, not a curated record
CAACAAAGAAAAAAAAGCAGUACGGACCCCGUCACUUCCGCCAGCCCCUCCACAGCGACUUUCUUCUGCCCCCCCCCUUCUCAUCAAGGAACGCAUAGGUCAUGGUAACGGAGACGCCCCCAGUGCCACCAAGCACGACUGCAGCGAACGGGGUCCCUCCUCCAGCCGGUGCGGGCACGGAUACCAAUGCCAGUGCUCUCGCGACUGACGCCGCCACCAUCUCACUCGAUCAGCCUUCGCAACCACAUCAACGGAAGGCGUCUGCGCUGGAUGACACCAUGAACAGGAAUAGUCGAUUCAAGGUUCCACAUCGACCAGCACAGCUGAUCAGGAAUCUCCACGCCAGUUACUUCAACCAUGCUUUGCCAGACUCGUCAUCCUCAGGCUCUGCAGAAUCAGCCGUCUCCAUCAUCGUACGAUCCAUUCGUAGCAAUGUCUUUGCUUUUGGCGCUGUGGCUUCCAUGGCAGGAUGCGCUAUCUUGCUCGGACAGGGAUUUUCAAGGCAGGGCUGGCGCGGUACCGGACAGGUUGGACUGGUGGCGCAGGUCGUAUACCACGGUUUUUUCGCGGCGACAUGCUCCUGGCAAUGGUUCAAACGAAUGGCGCUCAGCAGCAGAGACCGUGCAGGGAAAGUCAGUAGUACCGGCAGCAGCAGGAGGAAUAGCGAAGACGGAGCCGUCUGUGACCACGAUAGACCUAACAAUGACCUUGGGGCAGCCGAGCCAAUUGAUGUUUUGGACACAACCUCGACGGAAGAGGUCAAGCAAGGCUCCUCAAAGUCUUCCAAUACCCCUAGUUCUGUCUGCUCACCUCCGACAGCAACCUCUCUUUCGUAUUAUAUCCUAAGCUAUGGUCUCCUUGGUCUCUUAGGAUUCACCUCCAUCUCGGCUGUUCAUACAUGGAAUUCACAUUUCUGGAGCCCUGUCCUUCUCUUGGCAACAUUAUCGCCACUGCUGGUGGGAUCCUCCUUGAUGGGGCUGGACAGAAUAUCGAUUGCGCUGUCCAAGGAUAAGGCGCAUCAUACUGCCGAACUGGACGAGUUGCAGGAGCGCUAUGAAAACCUCAUGGAGGCAUACAGGGAUGAAGACCUUUUGAAAAAGAACAUAUUGCUGGAGACAGUCGGAAAGGAGGUGCAGGAUGCAGCAACCCUGGCGAUCGAAACUCUGCGCCAGAUGACGCCCAGCAGUCUAUUCCCUCAAAGCGUUUCUCGAGAACAGCUGAGUCCAUGCACAUUACCGAUACCCACUACCAGCAUUCUCGGUCUGUUCACAACGAUGCGCCACUUGCAGUACAUCGCCAGGAACAUGGAGCGUCUCUCACGAGUAAUGUUUACGGAAUACGUUCAGGGAAUUGUCGAAAAGACCUCGCCUCACUACCAUCGAGGAGAAAACAAAUUUGACGUUGGCGAGUUUGUACAGAGUCUUGGCGACCUCGUCUCUGCGGAUGCAUCGCUGAAGGGUGUAGAGUUUGUCAUUUAUCACUCCGAGUACGACCUGAACCAUGUGCCCAUCAGGGGAAGCGAAGAUAGCUGGAGGCAUGCCCUUAUUAAUCUGAUUAAAAGCAUCAUCGACUGCGCCAAGGCUGGAUCGACCAUCGAGCUCUGCUUGGUCCUGUUCACGAUACCCCAGCCUGGAGAGGAAAAGAAUAAGGUCAUGGUCAGCUUUGAGAUCACUUACUACCCCAAUCCGGACUCGGCAUCAACGGAGGACGAUCUCACGCAUCUGAACGCCCUCUUAGCCUCAAAACUGGUUAAGGCGAUGGGUGGAUCAUUAGAAAUUGAGCAGCUGGAAGGAAACGCCAAGCGGUUCACUGUCUCGGUCGAGGUGGAACUCAGUCCAAUACCGCAGGAGGAGAAGAUUGGAAACCUCAAGCAUCUGGACGACCAACACCGACCUAUCCACCCUCUGGAGCCCUCCAGAACCGACGAUAUGGUGUCAUCAUUGACUGCGCAGGAUCACCUUCAGCGCCUGGAAAACAUGCAGACGUUGCACCCAGUUCACGAAUCUCAGCACUUCCUCCAGCAACAUGUCAAAACGCCUCUGGUCUCACCAACGCCUCUACCCUCGUCUCCUCCACCGCGACGCUCAGGCGGUGGCGGCAGUCCCAGGGUUUCAGCAGAGCCGACCAUUACGGAGCUCGUUCGAUUCAGUCAAAAGCUGGCGGGGCUCAGAGUAGUUUUGAUGGCAAGGGAGAACUCGGCCUUUGCAGUUCGCCUUACUGGAUAUUUGAAGACAUGGAAUAUCAACGUUUUGAAGAGGACCAUCCGCGACAGUACCAGUGCCCCUGGCGAGACUGUUUUCGGAGAUGUCAUUAUUAGCGAGGAGCCGCAGACACCCGUUGGUGGCGCUAAGCGCACGAGCUCAUCGUCGUCCCUGAGUAGCAAGUACCCUGGCCUCGGUGGCAAAUCCGAGUUCUCAUCAUCGGCUACAAAGUCGCUGAGCCCAGCAUUCAUCAUGAUCGACGACGACGUCAAGGCCCUCGGUCAGCAGAUUCUCAAAAUGCAGUCCAACCCAGCCUCGCCAGCUCCAGCAGCAGGAGCCUCGAAGCGUCCGACCCACCGUCGGCACAAGUCUGUCACCACGAUCCAGCACACCAGCAUCAUCUACUUUACAAGUUUGCCGACGUUCAAGCAGGCUAGAGAUACCAUCAUGUUCAUCCUUGGAACUCAAAUACCGGGCGUGAGCUACAGCAUCGCCAACACACUGUCAGGCAACACCCUGGGUCAUGCGCCUCUUGGCCCUCUUAGCCCUCUCCCGUACAUUCUGGUCCUUCCCAAGCCCGCAGGUCCUCGCCGAGUGCUUACGGCGAUCCACACGGCAAUCAAUGUUCCGGUGCUGGACCAAUCGUAUAGCCCCAUUGCCACUGCACCGACGUCUCCUGCGCCCGCGAUCCGUCACUUCAGCGAAGAGAUCAAUCCACUGGACAGAGAUCAGAUUGUAUAUGAUCCCGUAUCGAACCAAGCAUUCGCUCGGUCGGUCCCACACUCUACGCAGAGCUCCCCAGGGGCUCUUAGUCCGAACGACAAUCUUCCCCAUGAGCAUUAUCAGAAACGGGACAUGAUACGCCAGUUGAUCGACGCAGGCGGCAAUGUUGAAACAAUCGCCUAUCCCUUUGACCACUCCGCUGUCGAUAUGACAACGCCGGAAACUCCAGGAUCAACCCAAUCAAUCGGCUCUCCAACAGGAAUCCCUGUAUUCGGAACUGCUAAUCAACCAGCAGGCAUUCAAUUUGAUCCGACCGCCAGACCACCAGGGACUCAGUCGCCUGCGACACCAGGUCAGGGCUUUAGACGGGUUUCGAAUGGCAAUGGGCGCAGCACCAGCCAUUCUAUCUCCAGCAACGACGGAGGAGCUGUUAUCAUUCCACCACCGGUCAUCAUCGCCAGCAAUCAUCAGCCAUUUGCAUCGAUACAUGUUCAACGGUCGUCCGAGGGCGGUACACUUUCUGCUACAACUCUUAUGCGUCCGCUGCUACGACCGGGUGUGGGACGCUCGCCACUGGGCACGCCUCCAACCAUCACUCAAUCGACCGGUCUUUUGUUUUCGCCACCAAGUGUCCGGCACUCUGUUAUGGCGUCGCCUAUGCCUCAGAGACAUGAGGCAAUAGCGGCGCGUAAUGGCGGCAGCAGUGGUGGUUCAAUGAACAGCAUUGGUUCAAUGAACAGCAUCGGCAUGGAUAAUCCCAAGGUUCCUCAUCCAGUGCUACCCCUAGGAUCACUUCCAACCGCUUCACCGCUUCCAACGUCCCCCGGCUCGCUUGUCCGGUCCAGUCCAGGAACACCAGGAAUUUCGCCCGGCCACGCCUCCUCUCCGCCUCCUCCAAAAACCGGGUCUGGUCGGUCGAGGGGUCUGAUCCCCAUCAAGAAAACGAGGGAUAUGAGGACAGUGGGCGCCGCGACACCUUCGCUGGUCAAGAGUGGUGUGGUUGAGCGAGUCAGCCCUCUGGUGAACGUGCUAAUCGUCGAAGACAACUAUAUCAAUCAAGCAAUUUUAGUCAAGUUUAUGCGGCAGCGCAAGAUCAAGUACGAACUAGCGUGCAAUGGUAAAGAGGCCGUGGACAAAUGGCGCGUUGGAGGCUUUCACUUGGUCUUGAUGGAUAUUCAGAUGCCAGUCAUGGACGGUAUCGAGGCCACGCGUGAGAUUCGUCGCUUAGAAAAGGCCCAAAAGAUCGGUGUAUUCCCAACAGAUAAGCCUAAUUCUGUCGGCAAUUCGAUGCAAUCGGCCCUUACACCCAGCUUCGCUUCGUCGUCAUCCUCUACGAGCCAGACGCCCACGACCCCGCCAGCGUCGCCAUUCCGCUCUCCCGUAAUUAUCGUGGCAUUAACAGCCUCGGCUGAGAGUGAGGAUCUGAGAAGGACAGCGCUCUUAGCCGGGUGCAACGACUACAUCACCAAGCCAGUGCAGUUCCCUUGGUUGGAGCGCAAGAUUGUGGACUGGGGUUGUAUGCAAGCCCUGAUCGAUGUCGAUGCCUGGAAGGAAUGGAAGCGAGAUUUGGAAGGCACCAGCCCUGGAGGCUCUAACAGUGGCAAUGGUGGGCCUAUGGCUGCGCUGAAAAAGACGAUUGCGAACGCAGGCACUGUGACGAGAGCGAACCUGAAGCGACCCUCGAUUGGUACCAGAUCGAUCAAGGGCGCUAAAGCUGCGGUAAUUGCGGCCAAGAAUGCGGAAGCUGCGGCCAAGGUUGCGGAAGCUGCUGCGAACGAUGCGGACAAAAAGGCAACAGUAACAGAAAUCAUUGAGCCAGCAACUGUCCCACCGACUUCAUCGACAGCUACAUCAGCUACUACAUCAGCACCUACGUCGGUAACUACAUCAGAAGCAGCAGCAGAGGCUACUACGAGAGCAUCUAGUAAUGAGAAUGCCCAAGCCAAGCCCUUGCAAGCACCGCCUUCCGCCAGUACGGCCACGGAUGUAAGCCUGAGCAACGGAUCUACGGUUGUAGCGCAGGAGAAGGCAUCGACAUUGAACGAGACCACGCCCACGACAGUAUCGACGUCUGCUUCAAGUCCUACGAAGGAAAAGUGAGAGGUCGGAAAAAGAUGACUGAUAACUAUUUCCGUUUCUUUUUCAGCUUUACUGUACAUUACAACUGCGGUUUUAAUAAAACUAGAAUGCCCAAAAACGUAUUGCAGAGUGCUUAACGCUUGAACUCGUAUCGAUGUGGAAACAUACUAUUGUAAAUAGUUCUACCAUGCCAAUUUGGCUACAGAAACGGGGAGGGGGGAUAGGAAGUGAAGCGGUUUCUUUGAGUUGACGAUACAAUCAAUUACUAUUGC